Molecule: messenger RNA, 1102 nt
Organism: Drosophila yakuba
Lineage: Eukaryota; Metazoa; Arthropoda; Insecta; Diptera; Drosophilidae
Cellular component (GO): nucleus
Molecular function (GO): zinc ion binding
Source: RefSeq, a predicted model, not a curated record
GUUUACGAUUAAUAUCGGUCGCACCCAUACAUUUCCCGGCACGGGUAUACAAACUGUUCCCCACUUUCCCAAUGCGAUAUCUGUCCGAAAAUGGAGUCUUCUACAUGCCGUGUUUGUUUGGAGGACAAGGAGAACAUGCUAAACGUCUUCCAAGCGACACCGGCAACCGGGAUUUCUGUAGCGCGCAUGAUUUUCCAGUGGAGCGGCUACCGUCUGCCGCAGGAUCCCUUUCCCAACACCAUUUGCUCAUCCUGUAGGCAGGAUGCGCACAGUGCCUACCAGAUGGACCACGCGCACUGGCAAGAGUACUCGGUGAAGGAGGAUGUAACGGAGGAGGUAGCGGAGAAGGAGAAGGCAGCGAGUGGCGGAGAAGGAGCGAAUCAGUUCGAUAUCCAAGUGAAGGAGGAAACAAUCGAUGACACUGCGUGCUGGAGCCAAUCGAUGAUUUAUGGAAUUCCGGGGGGAUUCACACGGUAACCAGGCUCCACCGCACGUGAGGAACGAGCCACUGGUGGAGGACGUAAAAAAGGCCUGAAACCCAAUAAGAAUAAGAAAAAGAAUAAUACGAAUAUGGCUCCCAUGUGGGAUAUGUGCUCCAAGUGCUACUUUCACUGCCGCAGUCUUAGGCGCCAUGAGAAAGUACACAAGACGGAACCUGCAGUUGGGUUCAGGAAGCGGAAAUGAGCCAAAGGGAUAGAGCCAAGUUGAAGAAAAGACUUAUGCAACGUGUUACCAAAGUUUAGAGAUCUCCGGAAUGCGGACACCUACAAAGUUACCUUAUAAUGAUUAUAUAGUUUUUAUAUAUGGAUUUUAAAAUAUUUUUCUUUUAUUUAAGAUGCGGUUUUAAUUUAAGAAAAACAAUGGAAUGUACUUUAGAAUAAGAUGCAGUGAACUUUAAACGCUUGGACUUUGUAUUUGGUAGCAGUUUUUAUUUGAAGGUUUAUGUAUAACAAUAUACAGCAUAUAGUAUAUACAACAUGAUUUCAUAAAAUUAGGUACUAGAGUUUUAUAUAAUUAUAACUAUAAAGUACUAUGUAUAACUCUCUCUUCGUCACGCGCAAAAUUUCCAAACCUUCGGAAUAAAUUAAAGGACUAAAAUGUA